Molecule: messenger RNA, 642 nt
Organism: Lagenorhynchus albirostris (white-beaked dolphin)
Lineage: Eukaryota; Metazoa; Chordata; Mammalia; Artiodactyla; Delphinidae
Exons: 5
Coding region: 1-642 (213 amino acids)
Source: RefSeq, a predicted model, not a curated record
AUGCGGGGUAGCUGUUGCCUGAACGCCGGAGCGCUCCCCUCUUGCCGCUCGUCUCGCCCGGCGCAAACCCGGCCGCCGGGCGCACCCGUCCCGUGCGUCCCCGGACGUUGCUCUCUGCCCCGGGAACGUCGAGACUGGAGCGCCCGCGCUGAGCCACCUUCGCUGACCCGGAGCGCUGCGGCUCGACUCACCGCGGAGGCGCCGGGACGCGGGAACCAGGCGAUUUCUCCGCUGCCUGGGGUGGCGGCGUUGGGGGCUGCGCAGCCGGAGAACUUCCCACCAGAGGAAAGGCAGCCUCCUCCCCGCUCUUCUCAGCGGCCCCGCACCGCCCCUCACCACCGUGGGGCUGUCAGCUGUGCCGGUGGAUGUGCUUCUGUUCCUUGGGCUGGCAGGCUACACCUCACACCUUGGGAUUCCAGGACAUCGGACAAGGUGCUCAGGACCAUCUGGCUCCCACAGACGCUAGUGCAGGCCCUGCUGGGAUCCUCCGCAGUGACUAACCUGCACCCAGCACCCCGGAGGAGCCCAAUAAACCUUUGUGAAAUGAGUACCUGCGUGCAGCGUGGGCUAAUUGAAAACUCGUUUCAGGCGAACUUCAAGAUAUUUCAUCCUGCCCUUUUGCGCGCUGGCAGGCAGCUGUGA